Linum trigynum is the source of this 1150-nucleotide messenger RNA. NCBI's taxonomy places the organism in Eukaryota, Viridiplantae, Streptophyta, Magnoliopsida, Malpighiales, Linaceae. The record is from the annotation of a GenBank genome assembly.
CAAAGUUGAGGAACUUCAGUAGCAAUUUAUUCUUUAGUUAAAGAGAGGUCCCCCACAGACAGCCGUCAAAAAAGUUGGUUCCUUUCGAAAUUCACCAGAAACCCUAGCCUGCCGGCGCGGCCGACCGGUCCCCUUUUCCUUUCUCGGCGAUGGUUUCUGAAUCAGUCUCCGUUGCGGACCCACCACCUCCUCCGCCGCCUUCCCUUCUCCCUUACUCAAGUACUUCGACUACUCCCACUACUCAACAAUUCCUGCUCCCGUCCGCCGCCGCCGCUCCGAUUACCAACUACCACAACCAGCAGCAACAGCAGGUCCUAUCUCUAGCCAAGAAGUCCCGCUCCCGCGACCGCCACAAGAAGGUUGACGGCCGAGGCACCCGGGUCCGGCUCCCGGCCCUCUGUGCCGCCCGAAUCUUCCAACUGACACGGGAGCUCGGCCACCGCACCAAUGGUCAGACGGUCGAAUGGCUCCUCCAUCACGUCCCUCAUUCUCACUUCCCCACUCCUUCCUCCGCCUCUGAUCAAAGCUCCGGUUCGAUACCUUCGGAAGCGAACGGCCUAGGUGGUGACGUCGGAGGAGGAGGGGAUGCGUAUGGGUCGCCGUCUUCUGCUGCUAGGGCGAAGAUAAGACCCAGGAAAAAGCGGGUUGUCCCUUCUUUGAAUGCUCCGGCGAGUUGUGAGAUUGAUUUCGGCUCUGCUCCUUCCCCUUCUCCUCUGCCCAAUGCUCUGCCGCUGUCGACUGUUAUGCCAGGAUCCAGCUCCACGAUUAUGCCGCCGGUUGCCACUGCAGCUGCCGUAGUUCCGCAGCCGCAGCCGCCGAUGAAGAAAGAAGAGCCGUGGCCGUGUGAAUUUGAGCUGUUUCCGCCGAAUUUAUCCUUUACUUCGUUGUUGAUGCAGUGGGGAAAGGACUAGCAGGCGCGCGGGCUGCUAUUGCUUUGGUUUAGUCAUUAGUGUACAGCUUGGCCGCCUUCUUUUGCCUACCACCUGUUCGAUGUUUUGCCUGUUUGAACGGAAGGUUACUAACGUAGGAAUUUUCUGGGGUUCAUGUAAGAGAUCCCAGCUUUCCUCUUUCGCGUCUCUGCAUUGUUCAACUCAGCCAGCCCUGUUGUACUGUACGGAUCAGUUGAAUGAAAUAAUUGAGAUAUUAGAGG